GACUACAAGCCUGUCAAGACCGAGUUCUACCAGCCACACCCAGAGAUCGAGUCUCUCAGCGCGGAGGAGGUGGCGGGGCUAAGGACCCACCCUGGCCGUCCCAUCCAGAUAACACCGCGGCGCUCAGCGUGCCCGAGCCCAGCGACGUCCUUCGCCCACUUGGGGCUCCCCGAGGCGAUCACGGCCUGCUUACGGAAGGCCGGGUACGCGCAGCCGACGCCCAUCCAGUCGCAGGCGCUGCCCGCGGCCCUGAGCGGCCGCGACGUGAUCGGCAUCGCCGAGACGGGCAGCGGGAAGACUUGCGCCUAUCUCAUCCCGAUGGUGGUGCAUAGGACUGCCCGCAGCCGGCGGUGGGGCGCGACGACGGGCCCAUCGGCCUGGCCGUGUGCCCCACGAGGGAGCUCGCCAUCCAGGUCGAGAAGGAGGGGCUGA
Messenger RNA from Prorocentrum cordatum, 432 nucleotides. Lineage: Eukaryota; Dinophyceae; Prorocentrales; Prorocentraceae. The record is from the annotation of a GenBank genome assembly.